GCAGUUCGAUUUUUGAAUUUGAACACACUCAUUCAAUUUUUAGUACACACACCACACACUGAACCGGUACAAAACAAGAUAAAUGUCAUCGUUAGCACAGCGCGCAGAGUGUGUAUUACAGUCGGACGAAAUUUUUAUUCAAUUUUUCUUUGCAGAAAAAUGAUGUUCGUAUUUAUUUGGUUUUUUGUGCCGGAAUAGUGAUAAAUAUUGCGGAAAUGUGUCUAAAGAUGAAGUGAAUUGUACCAAGUGAUCAAUAUUUGUGACAUUACUGUUAAAAGCGUGCAAAGUAUACGGUCAAUAUUAUCGUUUAUGAGAAAGUAAUUAUAUUGUUCUUCUCUGCCUAAAGGUGAAGCGUCAAAUUUAUUAUAGAACUUCACAACACACACAAACAAUGACAAAGCCAAAGAUUAUGGUUUUCCGCCCCACGUGGGACGAAUUCAAGGAUUUUAAGAAGUUCGUGGAGUAUAUGGAAUCACAGGGAGCACAUAAAGCUGGCUUAGCAAAAGUAAUACCGCCAAAGGAAUGGGUGCCACGGAAGAAAGGAUACGAUCUCGACACCAUUCCGAUCACAAUUCCAGCGCCGAUUUGUCAAGUCGUGGCGGGCAAAAAUGGUCUCUAUCAACAGAUCAACAUUCAGAAAAAGUCGCUGACCAUCAAACAAUUCGCCGAAUUGGCCAACACAGAACGGUACGCAACACCAAAGCAUUUGGAUUACGAUCAUCUGGAACGGGAAUAUUGGGACAACAUAACGUACAUCGCUCCCAUUUAUGGUGCCGAUGUCAGCGGAAGUAUUACAGAUCCGGAUUGCAAGGAAUGGAACAUCAAUCAUUUGAAUACGAUUUUGGAUUACGUGAAUAGCGAUUAUGGGAUUCAGAUUGAUGGCGUGAACACGGCCUAUUUGUACUUUGGUAUGUGGAAGACAACAUUUGCGUGGCACACCGAAGACAUGGACCUUUAUUCGAUAAAUUACUUGCAUUUCGGCGCUCCCAAAACGUGGUACUCAGUACCUCCCGAACACGGUCGUAAAUUAGAGAAAUUAGCUCACAGUGUUUUCCCAGCCAGCUACAAAAACUGCAACGCGUAUCUACGACACAAAAUGACAUUGAUCAGCCCCGAUAUAUUGCGGAAGCACGACAUACCAUUCAGUAAAAUAACUCAAGAGGCCGGAGAAAUCAUGAUAACGUUUCCCUUCGGUUACCAUGCUGGUUUCAAUCACGGAUUUAAUUGCGCUGAAUCUACCAAUUUUGCAAUGGAAAGGUGGGUGGAAUAUGGCAAACGAGCAGAACAGUGUACAUGCAGUUCCGACAUGGUUAAAAUCUCGAUGGAUACAUUCGUGAAGCGGUUUCAGCCAGACAAAUAUGAAGAUUGGAUAAAUGGCACCGACAUCGGGCCGCAUCCUGAAGACCCUGUGACAGAAGCUGCUGCCGCACCAAUACCUAGUGAUCAAGACAUUUUAGUGAAUAAAAAUAAUGUUGAUGUUCCUGCACCGGUAAUUCAGUCGUUGAAAAAGAAGUGCAAUCCAUCGCUGAAGACCAAAUCAUUCAAAGAGCGCAAUCCCGAUCUGGACAUGGAAGAAAUCCAAAACAAUCCGAACAUACCGGACGACAUCAAAGCAGUGUUAAGUGGAUCGGUGUUGGAUGAAGCCGAAGGAGUAGAAGAGCCAGUGGAAUGCCUGAAAGACGGCGUAGAAGCCAUCAUCCAAGAGAAAUAUGAUGACAUUUUCAACGAAGAUUCCGAUGAGGAAAUAAUCCGGCGAGGGCGCGGUCGCAAGGGUAAAAAGGACGAUGAUGACUGGUUUGCGACGAAAAAAGAGCGUAUGGACCGAGAGAAAAAGAUUAAUGGACCGAGGCCCAGAGGUCGACCGAAGCGAAAGUCUGAUGAUGGAGCUUCAGCCGGUGAAGAUAAGGCGAAACGGAAAAAGGCAACACCGAGAAAGAAGGAUGAGUCAACACCAAAAAAGAAAGAUGACGCGACACCGAAAAAGAAAGACGAAACGGCACCGAAAAAGAGAGAUGAAUCGAAUAGGAAGUCCACAGACGGUUCCAAUCCGAAACCAGACAGGAGCAAAGCAACGAAAAAACCACCAGCACUGCCGUUCAAUUUGGAUUCGUCGAAAAAGUUCGAAGGAAAAAUUCCCAGCUUAAAGAACAAUUCCCAGAACCAAGGUAACGAGGCGGAAUCGGUGAAAAAAGUUGCGGUGGAACAAGCAUCGAAAAUCAACAGCGACAAAGUUAAAGUGGAAAAAUUACCGCUAGGUCAAUCCCAUUCUCAAUUAGCAAUCGGAAAUAGUUCAAUACCGCCAGCGUCGACCGUUAGCUGUUCCAGUUCGAGCAGUCUGCUCAAACAAACAACGCCAAUGCCAAACGGACUGAUUUUACAGUCAAGGACGGCGCUCAGUAGUACGAUCUCAAGCAAAGAUGUCAAACCAUGCGAUAUAACACAAAGAAACACAAUUACUCAUCACUCCAAUCCUCCGCCACCCUACAUUCCACCAAAACGACCUGCUACAGAAACAUCGACUGCUUGUGGUGAUUAUUUGGGUGCCUAUAACAAGUUCAUUGAACAAAAUGUUAAGAAGAGCGUGCAAACAGCUCAGGCCAGCUGUGACCUGGAAAAGAGUUUCGAUCAACAAAUUAAGAAAAAUAUUGAAAAUUUUAUCAAGAAAAAUUCGAAUGCUGAUGUCGUCAAGCCGGAAAAAUCGUACUAUCACUUGACACGCAUUCAAAACAGUGAUCAUUUGUCUAGAAAUGAAAGACCCAAUGUCAGCAUGCCGAACUUGUCCACACUUUGUUCAAUAAAGUCAAUACGGCCAGUCUAUAGUAAGUCUACACAAAACCAGUCACCGCUGAUUCUGAACUCUUCGUUGAACGCAAUAGCGGCGCCAAUAACAUUGCUAGCAACGAAAGGCAAAAGUCCAUCAACACCGCCAACUCUCUUAAAUUGUUCAACGCAAAAUAUGGCUAAAGUGACGGCUAAAAAACAGUCUGUCGUACCACCACCACCACAACCCAUUAAUUAUAAUGAGCAAUUAUUGUCGAAUUUGGUUAAACGAGAAAUGAUUUCUAAAUACAGCACGCCUUCGACAACGUGUACAACAGGAGCUGGACUCAACAAUCUACAACUGCUGUAUUCAUCACAUACCAAAUUCGAACAAAUUUAUCCAAAUGCCAUCAACCCACCGCAAGCACAUGCCCAAACGACAAUACAGCAUGGUCAGUUUCACCAGCGAAGCAAAGACCCUAAAUCUCAGCACCAUGAACUGCACCAAACUCACAAGAAACACAAUGCGGAGCAACUGCAAAAAGUGCCCCAAAACCAGCAGAAGUACAUCAUUAACACUGCAAAACGACCUGCAGAACCUUAUUCUACCAAUUACCCGCGAAACAAAAUCAAAGUCACCGAAUCGUCACAAUCAACUUCAGCUUACAAAGUCAGUGCGUCGCAAGAUAAAACGUUGUUGAGUGAACCAUCGGCACCCAUAUCGGAACUUAACACGUCCAUUAGUCAAGCAUUCAUCUACAAUCAACUUCUUAAUUUAAAACCUAAUUUAUUACAAAAUCGUUUGUUAGGAGUAUCGUCGGAAGAUAAUUGAAAAAAAAGAAGGAAAAUCUUCCUUUCUAUUAUAAUAAUUAAGACGUUAUAAAUGAACUAUAUGUGAAGUAAAACAAAACAAAAAAUGAUAUUCCAAUAAAGAAGUUGAAAAAAUGUCAAAAAA
Molecule: messenger RNA, 3715 nt
Organism: Bradysia coprophila
Lineage: Eukaryota; Metazoa; Arthropoda; Insecta; Diptera; Sciaridae
Biological process (GO): chromatin remodeling; regulation of gene expression
Cellular component (GO): chromatin; nucleus
Molecular function (GO): histone H3K9 demethylase activity; histone H3K36 demethylase activity
Source: RefSeq, a predicted model, not a curated record